This is a messenger RNA of Aspergillus alliaceus, 2415 nucleotides long. RefSeq names its product glycoside hydrolase family 32 protein. The coding region runs from base 145 to 1731 and encodes 528 amino acids. Gene Ontology annotation, molecular function: sucrose alpha-glucosidase activity. The record is from RefSeq and is a predicted model, not a curated record. Gene Ontology annotation, biological process: sucrose catabolic process. The transcript is spliced from 2 exons. Lineage: Eukaryota; Fungi; Ascomycota; Eurotiomycetes; Eurotiales; Aspergillaceae.
GGUACUGAGUCUCGACAGUAGUAACUACGACUUCGGAUGGUAACCUAGAGAUAUAUAUAUAUAAAACCCCUUGACAGCGGUCUCUCACGGGAUUAUUUUCAACCAGUCUUUCAUCAAUUUCCUUACGAGUUCUUGCUUACUAUUAUGCUACCCUCCGCUCGUUAUGCCCUGGCCUUGGGACUCUGCGCAUUUGGUGCUGUGUCUGCUCAGAGCUAUACCGAGCUCUAUCGCCCACAGUAUCAUUUUACCCCGGCCAAAAACUGGAUGAAUGAUCCGAAUGGCCUGAUCUAUCACAAUGAUAUCUACCACUUGUUUUAUCAAUACAACCCAGGCGGAGCGACCUGGGGAGCCAUGUCCUGGGGCCAUGCCACCAGCAAGGAUUUGAUUCACUGGGAACACCAGCCAGUGGCGCUCCUUGCUCGUGGCUACCCUGAUGCCAUUACGGAGAUGUUCUUUUCCGGAACAGCAGUUGCGGAUGUUGACAACACCAGUGGCUUCGGUACCAAUGGCUCAACUCCUCUCGUGGCCAUGUAUACGUCCUAUUAUCCCCAAGAACAAGUGUUGCCAAGCGGAAAGUCAGUAGCAGCAAACCAACAAGCGCAGUCCAUUGCGUACAGUGUUGACGACGGCAUGACAUGGAAUACAUAUGAUGCUGGAAACCCCGUAAUCGCGGAACUUCCUGCUGAAUACGCAGACCAGAUCCUCGAGUUCCGUGACCCUAGUGUGUUCUGGCAUCAAUCUAGCGGGAAGUGGGUUGCAGUGGUUUCUCUGGCAAAGCUCCAUAAACUGCUUUUUUAUACCUCUACCGACCUCAAAACAUGGAAGUAUGUUAGUGAAUUUGGCCCUGCAAAUGCUGUUGGUGGUGUAUGGGAAUGCCCCAGCAUCUUUCCGCUUCCCCUGGAUGGAGACGACCAGAAUUUGAAAUGGGUUGCUCAAAUUGGCCUUAAUCCUGGAGGACCACCUGGCGUUACUGGCUCAGGGACUCAAUAUAUUGUGGGUUCCUUCGAUGGAACAAGCUUCACUGCGGACCCUGAGAGCGUGCAGCAAACAAACUGGUUGGACUAUGGUCCGGAUUUUUAUGCAGCUCUUAGCUUCUCCGGGCUCCCCACCAACGAUCGUGUCGAUAUUGCCUGGAUGAAUAACUGGCAGUAUGCCGCCGCUAUUCCUACUGAUCCCUGGCGAAGCAGCCUGACCGUGCCUCGGAAACUGUCGCUCGCCACCAUCAAUGGGACCGCAACUGUCGUGCAGCAGCCAAUCGUACAGGAACAGAACAGCAUUCCUAGGCGAUGGAGUUCCAUACCAGCGGGUAUCACCAAACUGAAUGCGACGGGGAAAGCGAUUGACGCCACCUUGAGUUUUUCCAGGUCAACAGCAACCCAGUUUGGCCUUGUUUUUCGGGCCUCGGCAGACAUGAGUGAACAGACCAGUAUCGGCUACGACUUCACCACUGAGCAGCUCUUUGUCAAUCGGACGCAGUCCGGAGAGACUGGUUUUGAUGGCUCUUUCCCGAGUGUCUAUUACGCACCGCUGCACUCAAGUGAUGGUAAUAUCACACUGCGUGCUCUUGUUGACUGGUCCUCUGUCGAGGUCUUUGGAGGUGUUGGGGAAGUUUCGUUGACUGCUCAGAUAUUCCCCAGCGAUGAUUCUGUUGACACCUACCUUUUCUCCACAGGCGGGAGUACUAGUGGAGUUGAACUUAGGGUGCAACAGGCUCAGUCUGUCUGGAACUAAGAGAGUGAUUAGCUCCAGAUGAGAGAAUAAGUGGCUAUCGAAAUGUAAUAUGUAGUUUUGGGUGCGGUCAAGGAUUUAUGUAACAAAAUUCAAGAAAACAAAUGGGUUCUCUUGACAUGGUACGCAGGAUAUAAUAUUGCGAUUUGAUACUAGCGCUAGAAACGCCGUCCUUUUAGAGCCAGACAGGUUCCACUACAUUUAAUCCACAGAGCCAAUAUUAGUUACCUUAAUUGCCUUGGUAGAGCGUGGGUAUUUGCAGGGGCAGGGUGUGCCCAGCUGACAUCAACCAUGCGGGAAAGUUACUGAAAGUGAGAGUACGCAGAUGUGAAUAGACGCUAUCGUGUGGGUACGAAGUAGCGCAUAAGUAUAACCUUGAGAAUUAAAUCAUGCCGGAACUCGACAGUAGAAUUGACGCGGUUCUGCCAUCCCCAAACGGAGUUACAACUGCCUUGGCAUGGGGAUAUGGGCCUCGUUUGACCUUCCGACACCGGGGACAGAUCAACACACGGUAGGACACUUCUCUCCGGGUGACAUGUUUUCGAUGCUGCGGGCCUAAACCUGACUAAAUCUAGGCCAACGUUAUGACUGCCGCAGGCCAAUCCAACCCCAUAUCUUAGAGUAUUUAAGUCAAUUGGGACCUAAUUGAUUUGCUAGAGCCGAAUCAACGAGUCUCUGAUCACAUCU